AUGCAAAAGGAAGCAUAUCUAGCAUCACUGUCAGCAGCAGCAACUCACCACAAUGCGUUGUAUGGGAUUAAUGCCACUUCGCUUCCUCCAUUUCUAGACAACACCCAGUGCUCUCCUCAUGGCAUUUCGCCCUUUAGUCUGGUUAAACAGGAGCCUAGAGAACUAUCCUACCCAGAAAAAGCACCUAAACAGUCUAUCGACAGGAGAACCGGCGGUUUUAAACCAGACCUGGAUAUAAAUAGAGGAAGCAGAGAGAUACAGCCUUCGUUGCCCGCCUCGAUGGGGAACCCCCAGAGCUUCCAGAUAAAAGAAUCAAAACUGUCACCAUCAAUUACAAACGGAACAUCCUCAAAAUUAGUUACAAAGGGAAUCAAUUUAAGUGCCUCCACGAAUAGUACCAGCCAGCAGAAUCUACACAAGUCGUCCAGACAUAUGGCGACAAAUUCUUCUUCAUCUGUGAGACACAAUUCAGAAACUGUUAGAUCUAAAUGCAUCAGCCCCUCUAAUAAGCAGACUUCGCAAUCAUCAUCCUUGUCCAGGAGCACAGUUAAUUCUAGCUCCAAAAGAAGUGUUUCUAAGACAUCUUUAAAUGCAAGUAAACAUACGAAAUCAGCAUCUUUGGGGCACGCUUCUUCGGCAAGCAGCAACGCAAGUCUGCCAUCCUCUACCAUCUUACGGUCUGAAGCAGCAGUCGUUAGUGUUCCUACGCAUCCCUCUGCUCCCAUUCCAUUAGCAACAGUUCAGCAUGAUGGCGUCGUUUUGUCUGCAUUGGCUUCGCCGUCUUCUGCUGCUGCUUCUUUAGCCUCUAUAAAACCAGCAGUAUUGAAGCAGCAGGUGGACAGUCAGACCAGGACAUCGUCUGGAGACAAGGAACAUGCAGAUAACGGACAGUCAGUAUCGGAGGCAAACACAUCCAGUGGUCUUUCACUCACGUCUGUGAACUUUCAGCAUACCGUAUCCGAGAGUAAACUAGGUGCAGAAGAAAACAGACAGACAAUCUCUUGUGCUAACAAAACCAGCUACUCUGUAAACAGUGAUCAGAAGGAUAAACCGAAAGUUCUUUGUGAUGAUGGAUCGGAUAUAAUUGUAGACUCCACAGAAAACGAUGAUUAUCCCGAUACUGCCCGAUCGCCAAACAAAUCUGACCAGGACCGAGCUAUCGAAGAGACAAUAGAAAUAGUGGCUUCGGGAGGGGACUCUUUCACGAGAAGUGGCCCAGAAGCAGCGGCAUCGCCACAGUCUGUGAAAACUUCCACAGAUGCAUCGAUGACAUCAACACUGCUUUCUGUAACAAGGACAAGCCUCUCGUGUGUUGUCACCUCUUCUGGAACAUCGAGCAAUACACGGACGAUAUACGCCAAAACACAGUCAGUGCCUUCAGUUACAGUUUCAGGUUGUGUUCAGCUUUCAAGUUCGAUCACGAAAUUGGCUUCUGCUUCGGCUCUCCCAUAUUACCACACACUGUACAGCAAACCGCAGGGCGUAAAGCGUGUACAUGCCACAACUUUCGUUCCCGAAGUCGGUGUUUUUAAAGGGCCAUCUAUUAAAACCGUGAGGAAAACAUCAUCAUCCCCAUUGUCUUCAGGAAACAGGGCACUGUCUCCAGAAAUACGAUCCAGAUUAGAUCCGAGGUUAGUCCUGAACAUCCAGUCGCUGCCAUCGGAUAGUCACUGCAGAGUUCGUGAUUCAUCGCGGUCUCCCUCAUUGUGGUCUCCUUCUCGCGAUCUUGUUUCCCAUAGUUCAUACAGUUUGUCAGCUAGUCCGGGCAUUGCUCAUACUACUACAGAGAUAUCUUCCAGCUUAGACUCGGUCAGUCUGGACUCCACAAGUGUCAGGUCCCAGUCGGUGGCCAGCUUCCGUUCCGUUCCAGAAGGGGACGGUUUAGAUGAUACGUCAGACGAAAUUGAGAGCGACGCAGCUGUCGAUCACAACACUUUCAAUGACCCCCAGAAGGCUGAAAACGGCCAGCCUACUAUCCACACAGACUGCAAUAUUGAAUCCACCGAGUUAGGGGACUUUGGUGAUGACGAUGAUGAUAAUGAGGAAGAGGGCGACGAGGAUGAACAUUUGCCGAAAGAAAACAAUUCCGUAUUGGAUGAAGAUGACUAUUUUAGUGUGUCUACUACUCCAGUUGAUUCUAGUAAAGAAUUCAUGCCCAUAAUAGAAAGUAAAACCAAUGAAACAUACGACAUCCCAAGGAUUAACCUAUCUUCAGCGAAGCCACUGGUAUCUCUAGACAGUCGUGUGAAUCUAGCAGCGUCAGCAUUGAGCGCUAAGCGUUAUUGUGAUACAGCUAUAGACUACAGCUUACCGAAACUGUCAGGUCCAGGUAACAGUUCUACAUCGCACGCUUCCUGCAGCGUGAAUCCCUCCUCAUCAUCCACCUCCACGAGAAUAGUGAGUUCUGCAGCACGAGCCUUUACUCGUUACGAGUCUAGUGGUUUACUGGCAGAUCACUUCCUUUGCAACCCCUCCCCAUCACACAGACGACUGAAGCGAAAUCCAGAUUAUUGCAGACUGCAGGUUUUCGCCCCAACAUCACAGGACGUUGUCCAUAAAGUUAGAGGUCUGAAGAAACAUGGAGAUGGCGGGGUCAAGAGAUGCGAAUCAGCACCGCCCAUCGCGUCCAGGCCCUUUGAGAAAAACCUGAAAGGCACUGUAUUGGCAUCACCAAAUACUUCCAAUGAGAGGGAAUUUCACACACAGGACAAAUCUGACAGCUGUGUUGAGCACUGCCUUGGUAACAAUAUACCAGUUGGAAUCGCUGUGGCACAGAUACGGCGUCAUCAUGGUCAUCAGCCCAAAG
Messenger RNA from Candidula unifasciata, 2806 nucleotides. The record is from the annotation of a GenBank genome assembly. NCBI's taxonomy places the organism in Eukaryota, Metazoa, Mollusca, Gastropoda, Stylommatophora, Geomitridae.